UGGUAUGGCUUCGUUCACAUCAGUUAUCACUGGUGAUGUGUCGUUGACCGGACAGGUGAAUGGCAGCAGUAGAGCCGGCAGUCGUCAUGGAGGACGUUCGCACAUGGAGGUUGGCGUCGACGGCUCGGGGGAGCAGGAGCCACGGGGAGGCCUUCGGCAGACAGGCAGGCGUUGGGAGGUUAGGAGCGACAACGAGGCCGAGGGGGAGGCCGAGGAUGAGGAGGUGCCCAUUCGCGAUCGUCGCUUCUCUCCCUCCCAUCAUCCGAUCUUUUCACAGCCCGAGGCUUAGGCGUUCGGAGAGGUUGGCGUCGAUAGCAGGCAGAGACCGAACACAUGACGGCGAGGAUCGUGGGGGGCAGAGGACUCCUUCCGACGCCGGUAUGAGGCCCCGCUCGCCGUCGGAGCUCCGCACACACGCCUUUGACGUCGGAGGACUUGGUGGGGGCUUGGGAGAUUUCAAUGUCGAGGGACGUCAACGUGCCUCACCGUCGGAGGUGCGCACCGACGAGGACAUUGUGCGGGGCCGUGUUGAGACUGAGGAGGAGCGGCAUGCCCGUUUGGACCAAGAGGAGGAGAAGCGGCUGCGGAGUUUGCAACGAUGGGAGGGUCGGUCCCCGUAUCUCGAGGAGCAGUGUCGGCAGAGGGAUUUGGAGACAGGAGGGGGGGGCGGCUGUGACGCCGACGACUCGAGUGUCCCUGAGGAGGCAGUUCAGGGGGAGUUCGUUGAUGAGGGACAGGAUGCCGCCGCGGGUGGUGGAAAAGGACGUGGCGACGGCGAGACCGCGGGUGAUGAGGGACAGGGUGCUGCCGUGUGUGGCAGGGGAGAGGGUGGACCCCGUGGAGAUGGGGAUGUCGCGGGUGUUGGGGGAGACGAUGGACCGGACGGAGAUGAUGACGAUGACCAUGGUCCCGAGGACAAUACCGGCGUGAGAGGGAGGGAGUCCGGAGCGGGUGAGGUGGGGUCCGGCGUGAGAGGGAGGGAGUCCGGAGCGGGUGAGGUGGGGUCCGACGUGAGAGGGAGGGAGUCCGGAGCGGGUGAGGUGGGGUACGACAGACGCAGCAAGGGCGGCAGAGACAGUGCAGGAUCGAUGCCUCCACCGCCCGCACAGCCUCCGGAGGCUGGCGUCGACGCCGAGGACCAGACGGCGGCACCCGGAGUUUCGCACAGUUGCGGUUCCCCCCCGACAGUCCGAGAUGGUGUGGGUGGCGGAUGGUCAGCUGUUCGUCGGGUCGGGGACCGGUUGAGGGAGGAUUACAACGCUGGGAAGGGCGUCUUCGCGGGACGUACGGCAGUUCAGACGCAGGCUGCGGAGGGUGGGUCUGGACGUUCGAGCCUGCAGAUGGCAGGCCUCAUGCUCGGUUUGUCACGAGCGGCAACGAGGAUUUCAUUGGUCCUCGAGGCCGCAGGGACAUCCACGGACAUGCUGCAGGGACAGCAGUACACAUCGGGCGGGGAGGGGUUGUUGAUGCGUCCCGGGACGAGACGACAGCGCGGCCUCUCGGAGGUUGAGGCUCAACUCACGGCAGAGGUCGCCGCUGGCCAGGCAGCAUUGGACGCGAUUUAGAGGGAGAGAUAGAGAGGGGGAUUGCUGCACGGGCGGCAGAGGACGAG
Chara braunii is the source of this 1612-nucleotide messenger RNA. The record is from the annotation of a GenBank genome assembly. Lineage: Eukaryota; Viridiplantae; Streptophyta; Charophyceae; Charales; Characeae.